AUGAAGAAUUUCAAUAGCUCUUUGGGGUUUUUACCUACAACAUUCAUUUUGGUUGGCAUCCCAGGACUGGAGGCAAGACACAUCUGGAUAGCUGUCCCCUUCUGUCUAAUGUACUUCGUCAUCUUCCUUGGCAAUGGCACCAUUCUCCAUGUUAUCAGAACAGAUGCAGCCCUGCAUCAGCCCAUGUAUCUUUUCCUUGCCAUGUUGGCACUGGCUGAGGUUGGAGUCUCUGUAUCCACCCUGCCUACCGUGCUAGGUAUAUUCCUUUUUGGCACCACUGAGAUUCAUUUUGAAGCAUGUCCUCCAGAUGUUCUCCAUCCAUUCUUUCUCCAUUAUUGAGUCAGCUGUGUUGCUAGCCAUGUCUGUAGACCGCUUUGUGGCCAUCUACAGCCCACUGCGCUACAUGGCCAUCCUGACUCUGCCCCGCAUCUUUGGCACAGGAGUUAUCAUUGGGCUGAAAAGCAUUAUACUCAUGGCCCCCUUGCCCGUGCUUCUGUGGCGCCUGCCGUUCUGUGGCCAUAAUGUCCUCUCUCAUUCCUAUUGUCUCCACCCCAACCUUAUCAUCUACCAUGUGGGGACACUUCUAUCAACAAUAUCUAUGGGCUGUUCAUUGUUACCUCUACAUUUGGGCUGGAUUCGUUGCUCAUUGUGGUCUCCUAUGGGCUCAUACUUCACACUGUACUGGGAAUUGCCAGUGGAGAAGGGCGGAAGAAGGCACUCAACACUUGUGGCUCCCAUGUCUGUGCUGUACUCGCUUAUUAUGUCCCCAUGAUUGGCUUGUCGAUGGUGCACCGCUUUGGACACCAUGUGUCCCCACUGCUGCAAGCCAUGAUGGCCAAUGCUUACCUCUUUCUCCCACCUGUCGUCAACCCCAUUGUCUAUAGCAUUAAGACCAAGGAGAUCAGGCGUAGCAUUAUCAGAAUGCUGUCAGAGAAGAGACCCAGAGUUUAG
This is a messenger RNA of Tupaia belangeri chinensis (Chinese tree shrew), 951 nucleotides long. Its product is annotated as olfactory receptor 51J1. Gene Ontology annotation, molecular function: olfactory receptor activity; G protein-coupled receptor activity. Gene Ontology annotation, biological process: G protein-coupled receptor signaling pathway. Gene Ontology annotation, cellular component: plasma membrane. NCBI's taxonomy places the organism in Eukaryota, Metazoa, Chordata, Mammalia, Scandentia, Tupaiidae. The record is from RefSeq and is a predicted model, not a curated record.